CAGUGCUCGCGGGUCGCGUAAUCUCUACAUUGACGUUGGGUGAGACACACGGACUGACUUCUAUCAAUACAAUAAGCCAGUUUAGUCGACUUAUUUAAAUUUGAAAAUAGAAAAGGAUUUCAAAACCGGCGUUCUAAAUUUAAAAAUCGUGGAUGUGGCGUUUCGUGACGAGGAAUAAGCAAGUGACGGCUAUGGUGGCGCUGCUGGCGGUAGCCGCGGCGCUGGUCAUCGUCCUUGCUACCAAGGGUGGUGGGAAACGUAUCACCACUGAUGAUGUAGAGGAACCUGAAGAUGUCAGCGGCGAUCCGCAUGUGUUUGCUGCUUUUAGCCUUCCGUCAAACAACCGUUUCAUGCCCUCAAUCGGCAACGGUCACAUCGCAGCAAACGUCUUCGGCGAUACAGUCUACAUGAAUGGCUUAUACAAUGGACAUAAGGGUGAAAGUCAUCGAGCCAGGAUACCCAAUUGGGCCAAUAUCAGACUUAACUCUACACUCACACGACAUCCGUUUAGCCCAGUCUAUAGUUUAAAUACUAAAGAAGGAGUGUUCAAAGUGAGGGUAGACAGGGAAAGGUCGAUUGUCACGCAAAUGAUUUACGCCCAUCGGUAUUACACGAGGGCUUUGAUCAACCAAAUCAAAGUUGAUUCGAAGACUCAUAACGAUCCAAGCUUCAUCCACCACGAAAUCUGGGUAGCAAUAUCUCUGAUGCCAGGGCCGGAUAGCAAAGACGUAGCAUUCCAGAAUCCAGUUCCAGAGAUCAUCAACGGUCGAACUAUCUGGAGUUCCUGUGGACAGACCUGGGAGUCUGAGGACACGACUUACCAGCCCAUGCCUGUAGACGUGUGUGCCUACUGGACAUCUGUACCUGAUCAUCUGGUGGUGCCUCAGCAUGGCUCCAGGAUUUUCACUUUCGCCAUGACGGCGGAUAAGAAUAGGACGGUGGCGAAAGAGGAGCUCAUAAAAGUAUUGCAGGAGGACGGUGAGAAAUUGUACGAGAAACAUGUUGAAGAGUGGCAGAAGCUGUACCUUGAAGGUGGAAUUAAGAUUGAAGGCAAUUUGAAAUUGGCGAAGAUUGUUCACGGGAUCUGGUAUUACUUCUUAAGCUCUUUACCAUCAGCGAAGUCUUAUCAACCAUUGGACCGGUUCUACGGCCUCAGCCCUACCGGCCUCGCCACAGGAGGCACCUUCGAAGAUUAUGAAGGUCACAACUUCUGGGACACGGAGACGUGGAUGUUCCCGUCCAUCUUGCUGUUGUAUCCUCGGUACGCGAAGACGCUCAUCCAAUACCGACUCGACACCGCUUACGUGGCAGCAGAACUCGCUAAACUCACUGGCCAUAAGGGAUACAGAUUCCCAUGGGAGAGCGCGUAUACCGGGGUAGAAGUGACGCAGCCGUGCUGCCCGCUGGUGGCAGAGUUCCAACAACACAUCUCGGGCUGCAUAUCGUUCGCGACUCGCCAGUAUCUGGCUACCACGAGAGAUGAGGAGUGGUUGAAGCAAGGCGGCUGUGCUAUCGUGACGCAUAUAGCUGAUUUCUGGGCUUCUCGCGCCAUCAUUAACUACACUACUGGCCUUUAUGAUAUAGAGAAUGUGAUGGGACCUGACGAGGAUCACAGCAAUGUUUCAAAUUCAGUAUUCACCAACGUAGUGGCUGGAUACUCGCUUUAUUUAGCACAAUACGUGUCCUGCCUCUGCAAAGACUACUUCAUGGCGAAAGACCCGGACCACUGGGCGGACAUCGCCUGGAGUCUAGCGUUGCCUUACGAUGAGGCGUUAGACUAUCAUCCCCAGUUCGAAGGAUAUCCACGAGGAGAGGAGAUCAAGCAGGCAGAUGCUGUACUCUUGGGAUUCCCGUUGCAGUACAAAAUGAAUGUAUCGACGCGAGCAAACGAUCUAUCAUACUACGAGUCAGUGACUCGGUCAGACGGACCCGCCAUGACAUGGAGCAUGCACACCAUAGGACACCUCCAACUGCAAGACAAUGUAAAGGCGGCUGAGCUGUUCAACAAAAGCUACCAGAGUUAUGUCAGAGAACCUUUUAAGGUGUGGUCUGAACUCCAACGACCCGACAUCGGGGCGAUGAAUUUCUUCACGGGCAUGGGAGGGUUCUUACAAACUCUCAUAUUCGGAUACGCCGGCAUCAGCAUACAUCUAGACCGGCUGGAGAUCAAUUGGCCGCAGCUGCCGCCCGAAGCCACCAGGUUUAAAGUUAAAGGUAUAAAGUACCUAGGUUCGAAUCUAAUCCUGGACAUCCAGACUUCUAGGAUGAAGUUGAUAGUGACGGAAGUGGACGACAACUGGCCGUUGGUUAUGAACAAUGGAAGGUAUAACGUCACGCUGGUCCCGGGUAUGUCGGUAACACUCACAGGCACAGGACCGUUUACAAUACGAUCAAAGCCGUGGAAGGAAUGCAAGCUGCCGGCCGACAUCAUCGGGAACAACUAUCUCCGACCAAUAGGGUUAUAGCCAGAGCCAUCUGUGAAAUACUGUACAAAAUAGACUUAACUUUGAGAUAAAAUAUUUUUAUAUAGAUUUGUAAAUAAAAAAAUCAUAUUCAGGGAAGAAAACAAAAUAGUUAUAUUUUUUUAAAUGCAAAUAGUUAUAUUU
Messenger RNA from Manduca sexta (tobacco hornworm), 2606 nucleotides. Its product is annotated as protein-glucosylgalactosylhydroxylysine glucosidase. The coding region runs from base 153 to 2465 and encodes 770 amino acids. The record is from RefSeq and is a predicted model, not a curated record. The transcript is spliced from 14 exons. Gene Ontology annotation, biological process: carbohydrate metabolic process. Lineage: Eukaryota; Metazoa; Arthropoda; Insecta; Lepidoptera; Sphingidae. Gene Ontology annotation, molecular function: catalytic activity.